Molecule: messenger RNA, 1893 nt
Organism: Onthophagus taurus
Lineage: Eukaryota; Metazoa; Arthropoda; Insecta; Coleoptera; Scarabaeidae
Source: RefSeq, a predicted model, not a curated record
GAACUUCGCAACCACCAACAUUACACCUCUUUUUUCCCUAUACGUCACUAAAUCCUAUCAAAAACGUGAUACAAAACACACCCCUUUUGCGCGAAUCGCAAGAAUUAAACUUUUUUAAUUAAAACAUUUUCUUUGCAAAAAAUUAUGAAAAAUCAGUGAAAUGUGCGCGAUUCAGUGACUUAAUGAGUGUACCAAUUAGUGAGUUUUCCUUCGGGCGCGGAUACUUUUGGUGUCUUGUUCUUUUUAUGAAACUUUAAAAAGGGAAUUUACCUUUACUCGCGAGAACUAAGUCAUCGGGGACUUUAAAAAAGCUGACAAAAGUUUCUCCUUGGUAUUACUUAAUAGCACGAAACAACGUUUGAGCUUAAACAGAUUAAAAAAAGACGGUAUCCCCAGUGGCGGUCAUAAUAUUUUCAUAUGACAGUCGAGGCUAAGAACAUUUUACCUUUAAGAGCUCGUACGUAGUUUAGUGCGGCUUAUACACUGCGGUACCAACUACCUAAUGCAGUAAGAGGCAGGUGGACAUAAAAUAUACACUGUUCACCGUCAUCGUAUGUCCGAAGGAGAUAGCGUUACGGCAACGUAAAGCGCUUAGCAUCGUCCUCUCUUCGGAAACGAGACCGUUUUGUGUGUGUGUCUCUGUGUACAUAGAGGAGACUAGAGUUUCAUAACUUUACGAACUGGUAUGAUGUAACCAAAGCACGAAGGAAGUUGCCCAAAUUUUGAGUACUAAUGAGUGGCCCCCGGUGUUUACCGAAAGUAUACUCUGGGCUGAGCCCUCGAAGAGCCUAUGCCUUCCUGUUCUUCAUUUGGAUGGCGUCCAUCUACAGUAACGGCUUAGUAAAUGGUAUGAGAAUAACCAGCUUAUCAGCACCGAAAAUCGCGGAUCUCAGAGACAAUUUAAUUCUCGAAUGUAAAUUCGAUACCGGAGGCGAACAAUUAUUCGCUGUUAAAUGGUACAAGGAUGAACAAGAAUUUUUCAGGUAUAAACCAUUAGGAAGCCCCUCAGAGAUGUCGUUUCCAGUAGCGGGCGUUCAUUUACGAGGAGCAUCGUCGAAUUGCAGCCGGACGCAAUGCAGAGUGGUGCUCGAUCAUCUAAGCAGAGACCACAGUGGCGGAACGUACCGAUGCGAAGUAUCCGGAGAAGCACCCGCUUUUCGCAUCGCUUCCGAAAGCCACAACGUUACGGCCGCAGCUUUACCAAUCGAAGAUUUAACCAUUGAAAAUCUUCAAAGUAAUUAUCAAGAAGGUGAAGUUAUAACAGCGGAUUGUAUCAGCGCCCCUUCUGAUCCAGCUCCGUUACUUUCUUGGUACAUGAAUGGGUAUCAGGCAUUAAGAAAAUACGUUGGAGAAAUGAACAGUUCAAAACCAGAUCCUCAAGGACUCAUCUUUCGAUCAUUAACAAUAAAAUUUGUGGCGGAUAAAAAGCUGUUUCCAAACGAAGGUCGAAUGGAGUUAUCCUGCAGGUCAACAUUACCAGGUAUAUCCAUUGACGCGCAAGUAAUCGAAAAGGUAAUUUUGCUCAAGAGCCACAACUCACAAACGGCAAUCAAAAAUCAAAAGCUUCACUGGUUGAGUAGUUCCAGCAACCCAUCGAGAAUAUCGAUUCUUUUGUACACUUUAAUCAUUACAAUGAUCGUUCUUUCAACGUUUAUUCGUGAAAAUUUACUGCUUAGAUAAGUGCUCAGAGACACUUGUUAUUGUGUGAGGUUGUGAGUUUGUAUAUGUUUCUUGAGGUGUCUUCAAUUAUUAUGAAAAUGUGAUAAAAGAUGUUUAGAUUGUUCGUUCGUUUAUCACGGGGUAAAUAUGAGGCUCUCAGGUAGCCAACAUUCAUUAAAUAACAUUAAUUUGAUUAUUUAACAUAUAAAAAUUAUUUUCAUUUAAAUUACAACA